AUGGCCACAUCUACCAUCCAUGCAAAUUGCUCCAGUGACUCCAACCAAGUUAAAAGUCCCAAGAGAAAUGCUUCUGCUGCUGUUGAGACGUGUGGAGAAGAUGAAAAGAAGCCGCUUUUUCAACGGGUGUUUAACGAAGACGAUGAAGUGGCUGUGUUGGAAGCUAUAUUAGAGUAUUCCAUCAAAAAAGGGACUAAUCCUAGUGCUGAUAUCAAUGGAUUUUAUGAUUUCGUAAUGAAAUCCAUUCACGUUGAUGUUACAAAAGCUCAAUUGAAGGACAAAAUUAAGAGGUUGAAAAAGAAGUUCAGAAAGAAUGCUAAAGGUAACCGGACCUUUCUCAACUCGCAUGCCCAAAAAAUCUUUGACUUGUCCAAUACCAUAUGGGGUCAAGAAGUGAAAGGAAAGGAAGCAAUGGAAGUUGAUAUGGGAGAAAGCAGAGCAACUUUGGAACACAAGUGGAGGAAAUUAGAAAUCGCUGAAUUGGAAGUCUUUUUGCAACGAAAGAAGUUGAUAGUAGAGCAAGCAAAGUUGAUGCUGGAACGAUUAAAAUCUGAACAAAAAUAG
Molecule: messenger RNA, 564 nt
Organism: Theobroma umbraticum
Lineage: Eukaryota; Viridiplantae; Streptophyta; Magnoliopsida; Malvales; Malvaceae
Product: putative transcription factor At4g00390
Biological process (GO): regulation of DNA-templated transcription
Cellular component (GO): nucleus
Source: RefSeq, a predicted model, not a curated record